Messenger RNA from Paramecium primaurelia, 9372 nucleotides. The record is from the annotation of a GenBank genome assembly. NCBI's taxonomy places the organism in Eukaryota, Ciliophora, Oligohymenophorea, Peniculida, Parameciidae.
AUGAAAAACGCAUAUAUAACAAUAGUGAUUGUAAGUUUGCUCACUUUAGGAAGUUCAAGUAAAUGCUAUAAAAUAUUUAGAGCUAACACUCCGGCAAGCAGUCGAUCUGGAUAUACAAAAUUUGAGAUGUCGAGAUCUAGAUGAUAUAAAUAUUAUGAUCUCUGAUACAAUAUAAUGGAAAGAUGCAAUAGAAUUAAAUAAUUAAUUAGGAGAUGAUCUUAAUGGAUUAUUGGAAGUAGAAAAAAUUGUUAAAAAUACAAAACAAUAGUUAUUGCAUUAAUAAUAAUCAUUAAUUGAAAUUGAGAUGCCUGAUAAACAAGACUUUUAAGCUAAAUUUGAGACAGAUCUUGCUAAAAUCAUGAAGUUAAUGUAAUAAAUGAAUUAAAAGCAAUCAAAAAAAUAGAAAUUAGAUCUAUUAACUGAAAUUGAUGUUAGUAUUUAAGCAACAAAAUAAAAAAUGUAAUCAAUAUUAUCUCAAUCAUCAAAAGCUACUGAUUAUGAUAUAGAAUAGUUGACUUCAAAUUUAAAAUAAUUAUUAUACAUUAAAUAAUAAUGUUAAAAUUAAUAAUAGUAAUAAAGUUAAUAUAUAAUUGGAAGAAAUAAUAAACAUUAUAAGCCAUACAGUUAUGAUGAAUAUGAUUUUGAUGAAUAUGAUGAUGCUAUCUAAUAAGUUUUAUAUGAUAGUGAUUAUGAUUAUGAUUACAACAAUUAUUAUGAUUAUGAUGAUUAUGAUUAAUAUUAUGACAGAUAAUAUAGAAAUAGAUAAAAACAAUAAUAAAAUUAAAAAACAAGAAAAGAUUCCAAAUAAUCAAAAUAAUCCAAAAUAAAAAAAUAAAUUAAAAAAAAGAAAAAUUAAGAUUUUUAUUAGCCAGAAAUCUAAUAAUAAUAUGCAAAUGAAGAAUAAUUUUAUAAUUAAGAUUUAAAAACAAAAGAAUAGUAAUACUAAGAUCCUCCUUUUUAUGAUAAUGAAGAAGAUGAUAAUAUUUAGUCUCAUAUUCUAUAAUAAGAAGAAGAGUAAAAUUAAGACUCUGGUGAUUAUUAUGUAUCAUCAGAUUCAAAACCAUAUGAUGCUCUUGAUCCUUAGAAUUAAUAUAAUGUUAUAUAGGAUUCACAUAUUUUAAAUGAUUAAGAAAAUUAUCAUAAUGAUUAAAUAUAAAAUGAGGGAGAUUCUGAUCAUAGUUAUUAAUAAGAUGACUAUAAUCAAGUUGAAUUAUAGGAAGAUUAAGAAUAAUAUAAUUAUUAACCUGAUGAAGAUUAAGAAGUAGAAGAAACAAUUCAACCUGUCUAGAAUUAAAAAUAAUAAAGGUUCAUUAAUCUAAAUAAGGAUGAUUAUGAUUACCAAAAAGAUGUUGAUUAUUAAAUUGAAUAGGAAAACAGAUCAAAAAAUAUACCAUUAAAUUAAGAAUUCUCAAAUCUUGAUGAAUAGGAAGAUAUAAAUUAUUAAAAACAAGAAGAUGAAAAAACAAAUGAAUCAACUACAGAUUAAGUCAAAUUAGAUGAUAUUUAAUAAUAAGGUAACUCAGAAAAUCAAAAUAUUGAAAAAACGGAAAAUUCAGAACUAUAAAAAGUUGAAACUUAAGAGAAUCCAGAAAUGAAAUAAUUAGAAAAAUAGGAGAAUUAAGAAAUUAAAUAAGUUGAAUAAGUUAAAUAAGUUGAAUAAGAGAAAUCAUAAUAAUAGAAUGAAUAAGUCAUCUAAUAAUAAUAAAAUAAUAAAUAAUCAGAUAUUAACAAUAUCAAGGAGGAUUAGAAUAAAUCUAAAUCAUAAUUAAAUCAUAUGUAAGAAGGUUAAAUAGAAACUCAUUAGGACUUUAAAGCAAUACCAGAUUCAUUAAAGUAAACAACCUAAAUUAAAGCUUAAGCAGAAGAGUUUAAUUUAAAAGAAUAAAAAUUACUUCCAGAAUAAUAAUAGUAAUAAUAAUAAUAAGAAUAAUAAUAAUCAUAAUAAUAAUAAUAGACAGAUGUUCAAUAAUAAUAAUAAUAAUAAUAAUAAUAAUAAUAAUAAUAAUAAUAGUAAAAUAAUCAAUAAACUUAAGAUUAAAAUGUUUAAGCAAAAGAUCUGCCACUUACUUAAUAGUAAACAUAAUAAUCAACAUAAUAAAAUUUACCAAUUAAUGAUAAUAAUUAACCUUAGGUACCAUAAAUUUAAGGAUCAGAAUAAAAUACUCAACAAGAAUCAACAUAAGAUGAUUAAUAAUAAGGAGAUUAAGGUUUAAAAGUCAAUCCUUUAGAAACAGAAUAAAAAUCAACACAAAAAGAAGUAAUAUAAGAAGAACCUUAAAAAUCUUCUGAUUAAAUUAAACCAUAAUAGAAGCCGUCUUUAUAAGAAUAAAUAGAAUAAUAAUAAUAAUAAUAAUAAUAAUAAUAAUAAUAAUAAUAAUAAUAACAACAAUAAUAGUAAUAAUAAUAAUAAUAACAAUAAUAACCUUUAUAAUAGUAAUAAUAACCUUUAUAAUAGCAAUAAUAACCUGAAUAAUUGUAAUAAUAGCCUCAAUAAUAAUAACCUUAACCUUUAGAAUAAUAAGAAUAAUAGUAACCUUAAAAUUAAUAAUAAACAGAUCAAUAAAAUAUAUUACCUAACCCAUUAUAAACUUCAGAAUAAUAAGAGGAUAAUUAAUAAAUUAAUGUACCUGAUCCCAAAAAUGAACCUUAAAUUUAAUAAUAAGACCCUUCCUCAUCAUCACCAGUUGGUAUUGACACAAAUCAACUUCAGCCUCAAAAUGUAAGUGAAUAGAAACCAUUAUUGCCUACAGAACUAGUUCCAGAUAAUUCGGCUAAAAUCCCAACUAAAGGUCUUGAAGAAAAUCCUGAUUAAUUAAUAGACCCAGCAAAGUUUGUCCCAUUCAAACAUAAACCUUUAUAGAGCACGGCAAAUAUUUUAGUGAGAUAAUCAAAAUUUUAUGAUUCAACCUCUGAAGGAAAAGCGUCUUAUGAGAUUUAAUUUUCAAAUAAAGAAUUAUAGGAUUCAGAAGAGUAUGGAUAUGGAUUUUGGCUAAAAUAUUAGAGCACUCUUGAGUAUAAGAUGAAACAAAAUGAAUAUCAUUUUUUAUCAAGAUUAACUUCUAUAAAGGAUUUUUUGGAUUUUUAAAAUUAUGGAGAUAGAACUUUAGCCAAUUUUUUGGUAGAUAAUACAUUUGUAUUUGCUACAUAUGAUUAUGUUGGUAGGGAGAAGAAUAAGGUAGCUUAAAUAAGUCUGAAUUAGAAUAUUGAUGGUAGAUGGUAUUUUGUAUCCUUCUCGUAUAGCAGUCGUAAAUAGAAGUCAGUAGGAUUUGUUUUAUCUUAUGGUAAGGGCAGGGAAUUUUAGAGAAUUGAGAUACCAUGCACUCAUGCCCCUCCAUUUUAUAUGUCAAUGACUGUUGGGGGGAAGCAUUUACAUUACCCAGGAUUGGAAGGUUAAUUUGCAAAUAUCUUUUAUGAUGUAGAAGCACCUGCAUUGAUUGACAAUGAAUAAGAAUUAUUCAAUUUAGUUGAGACAAUGUCUUUUAUGCCAUAAGGAUUGAAGACGUAUCAUGAGGAAGUUAUAGUAGGACCACCAGUUGAUAUGGAUGGAAAUACCAAUUGUAAUUAUGAGAAGGGAUUUAAAGAUUCUUUUAUUUAUGAACAUUAUGCAAUAGCUGGUUGGUUUAGAUGGAUUGAUAAUUUGGAUGUGAAAGAAUUAAAUUCAUUUUAGAUAAUGAAUUUGAGAUCAAAUAAAUAAAGAUUAAAAGAUAGAAGAGAAUUGGGAGAUAGAGCUCUUGAAAUUCAUUUUAUAAGAGGAUUGUAGAAUAUAGGAUUGAAUUUUCAUACAUAUUCAGUGACUGGAAAUGAGGGUAAAGGUAGUGAGAUGAUAGUGAAAUCAGUACCUUAUACAACAAAUGUAUGGACAUUUGUUUAUUUUGGAUUUAAUUAAGAGGAGAAGAAAGCAUAUGGUAUAAUGAUAAGAGUAGGAGUAAAUGAAGAGGUUUUAUUUGAAGGACUUGAGCAUAAGAAUACUAAUUCAUUAUAUUUUACUUUGGGGGGAGAUCAGACAGUUGCUUCGUUUAAUGGUAAAGUUUCUUAGGUUGGAGUAUAUUUGGGACCUGAAAGUUAUGCAAAAUCUAAGAAAUUAGAUUAUAAUUUUGGAUAUGGUGAUGGAGCUGUAAGAUUAUUUUAGUUGGUUAAACCAUUAAUAUUAAGAGGAUAAUAGGAUUAAUAUGAAAUAUCAUUUGAUUAAUAGGAGUCAUUAAUAAAUUAGAUUCUGAUUUAAGAUGAUAGUAAUAUAAGAAUAAAUGGAUUAAGUGAAUAUUCAAUAGGUUUAUGGACAUGUUGGUUAAGUAGUCUACCAAAGUUUAUAGGAAGUAGAAGUGAUUUACAUUAGAUUGCUAGAAUGGGAACUCAGAGUAAGUUAUUAGAGUUGAAGGAUAAUAAGUUAAUAUAGAGUGUAAAUGGAUAAGUAAAUAAUGAUAUCAAAGAUACUACAUUAUAAAUGAGAUUAGGAAAGAAAGAAUAUGAAUUUUCCACUUAUAAUAUAAUAAGCAAUGAUAUUAAAAAAGGUGUGAUUGCUUUAGAUUCUCAAUUAGAAGGUUCUUGGAAUUAUUUAUCCUUUUCUUAUAAAAGAAUGAAUAAUAAUAUGGGUUUAGCUAAAGGUUAUGUUUAAUUUGGUAUUGGAGGAUAAGUAAAGGAAUGUUCAAUUGAAGUGUUACAUGAUUAUAUUUUAGAAUAUGUUGAAUUGAAUGUAGGAAAAUCAAAUAUUCCACAAUUUAAUGGUAAAUUAGCAAAUGUAUAGAUGAGAUUAGGAAAUGGAGCAUUUUUAGUUGAUAUUGCAUAAUAUGAAUAAUUUUAAUAGUUGGAAAAACCAAUUAUAGGUAUAAGUUCAGCUGUCCGUAAGAGUAUCCAAUUAAUUGGUUAAGAGACUGAGAUGAUCAAAGUGAAAGAUAAUGAAAAUUUAUAUGAGUAUUCUUAAUAUGCAGGUGUAAAUGAAUAUGCAUUAUCUGGUUGGGUUAAAUGGGGAGGUGAUUAGAAACAAGGAGGAUUAUUUAGUAUAUUGAUGAUGGUUUAGAAGAAGUAAUAAGAUAUUAAACCAGGAUAAAGUGAUAGUUAAAUGUAUGUAUAAAAAACUGAUAAAGAUUAUAUAUUUGGAACAUAUAAUUGUAAUGGAGAAGAUUGUUCAUAAUCUUAGGAGAAGAAUAUUGAAUUUAAUGAAUAUUAUAAUUAAUGGACAUUUAUUUAUAUUGGAUAUACAUAAAAAUAGAAAAAGUUAUUUGGAUUAUGUAAAUUCACAUUUAAUUAAUAAUAAUAAACAUUUUAAGAAAUUAAUAGAAUAUUAUUGUCAACAUUUACAAUAUUUUUGGGAAAGAAAUAUCAAUUAGCAAAUUAAUGGUUAGGUUCAAUGAAAUAAUGGGUAUUGAAUGUUGGAGAUGGUUCUUAUUUAGAAAGUGGAUAUGAAUAAAGUGAAACUGUAGAAUUAAAUUUUGGAUUUAAUAGUGGAACUGAUCAUUUGAAAUUGUAAACAGCAAAUCAAGAAAUAGAUCAUAGUGAUAAAGUUAUAGAUUCAUAAGCAGAUAAAUAAAAUAUUCCAUGGAUGAUUGAAUUAAAUGAGUAAUCAGAUGUUAAAAUAGAAGGAGUAAGUUCAUAUGGUUAUGGUAUGUGGAUAAGAUUCAGAUAUUAUGGAGCAAGUAUUCUCUAUAGUCAACCUAAAUGGAUGGGAUUGAGUAGAUUGACAACCAAUAGAGAUUAUAGAGAUGCUGAUAAUGUUGGUGAUAGAGUAUUAAUGAUACUAUUUGGAAAAGGAGAAGAUGAAAAAUCAUAAGGAAUAUUCUAAUUUUCAACUUAUACAAUAGGUUAACCUAAUAUCUUCAGUAAUCUAUAAUAUUAAAUGGAAUAUGAAUCUGAAUGGGUUUAUAUUUAUUAUAGUUAUAAACGAAUAUCUUAAACUUAAGGUGUUGCUAUGGGAUAUAUAGGGAGAAUGGAUAUUGUAGAUGAAUUAAAAAUAGAUGCAUUACAUAAUCCUAUUAGUAAUUAUGCACAACUUACAAUUGGACAUAGUGGAAAAUAUUAUCCAAAUUUUAAUGGAUAGUUGACAGGUAUCAAAUUUAGAUUAGGGAAUGGUGCCUUUGUUGAAACUAAGAAUGAUAUAUUAUAAAGAAUGAAGAACACAGACUUAAUGCCUUCAGUUCCUUAUGAUGUAUCUCAUAAAUAUACAAUUAUUGAUGGAAAAAUAGAUAAUUAUAAAGUAAUUCCAAAUAAUCCUUAAAUGAUUGAUUUUCCAGCUAAUGAAUAUUCUUUGGCUUUAUGGUAUAAGUAAUUCUAAAAAAUUAAUGACAACAAAGAAACUGUUGUUCGAAUUACUCAAAAUCCUGUGGGUAAAGUAUCUGAUUCUUCUUGGAUUGGUGAUAGAACACUUGCCUUUUUUAAGAUAAAUAAAGAUAAUAUGGAAUUCUCAACUUAUACUCUAUUGAAAGGUAUGAACUUUGGUAUUCCAUAUAAUUGUUAAAUACCAGAACUUAGUCAACACAAUUGGUCAUUCAUUUAUAUGGGAUAUAGUAAAAGCAAAUAAAAGUUCUAUUACUAUCUUUCAGUAGAUGAGUAAAUAUGUAAAAGUGAAGAAAUUAUCCUACAUGCUAUAAGUGAUAGACUCUGGAUUUAUGUAGGUAGUGAUAAUAUUCAAUAAAGAUUUGAAGGCAAUUUAGCUUAAAUUGCACUUACAAUAGGUCCAGGUUCAUAUACUAAUAGUAAAAUACCAUUUUUAGCUGAAUAUCUAGUUGCUGACAAAUUAUUCCCUAAAUAAAAGAAAAUUACAUGGGAAAAGAAUGAAUAAGUAAUGUUAGUAUCAGAUGGUGAUGAAAGUAUAAGUUCUCUGAAAGUUGAGUUAUUUAAUGGAUUCUAAUAUCCAUUUGAUUAAAUGUAAGAAUAUGGUUUUGGUAUGUGGACUCGUUAUCUUACUACUAUUCCUUAAAGAUAAUUAUCUAAACCAGCUUUAAUGUAAUUAGCAAGAUUGUCAAUAAAUAAAUAAACAACAGAUGGUGUAAUUAAAAUAGGUGAUAGAGUUCUAGCUACACAUAUUGUAUUUAAUUAUUAUUAAUUAUCAACCUAUGAUCUGAAUACUGAUACUGGAAUACAAUAAAAAUUUAUGAAAUAUAAUCAAUUGGAAGGUAUUUGGAGAUAUAUUUAUAUGGGUUACAGCAAAGAUAUUGAGACUAUUUCAUGUUAUACAUAUGAUACAACAAUAACAGAAAUUAAAAUAGACAAGAUUUUACAUAAACCAUUAACUGAUUAUUUAUUAUUUAGGAUUGGAAAGGAGGAUACAAUAAUAGGGUUUUAAGGAAGUAUUACAAAAAUUAUGUUAUCUCUUGGUCCUGGUUCAUACAUAAGACAAUAAGAUCAAUUCAAAUCUUAAAUAGAGACUACUUUCUCUUUGCCCUUUUAAUUGACAUAAGAAUAUACUGAUAAGGAGAAACAUGGGAAAUUUGAAAUUAUUGAAGAUGUGAAUUAGAUUGAUAUUACUAAUGGAAUAUAAUUUGAAGGUAAUAGAUGGAGUGGAAUAAGUGAAUAUGCUUUUAGUGGUUGGAUUAAACCAACUGGUGCAGGUUCUAUAGAUUGUUAAUUAAUUUUAAGAUUGACUAAUAAUAAUGCAGAAAUUUUGAAUGAUAGAAAAUCUUAAGGAGAUAGAACAUUACACAUUACUAUUUGUAAUACUCAAUUAAUUAAAUAUUCUACAUAUACAUUAGUAGAUUUAAAAGAUGCAAAUGAACCUAAAUUUAUGGAUGGUUAAUUAGAAUUAAAUGAUUAUAAUUAUGCUUGGAAUUAUAUAUAUAUGGGUUAUAAUUAAAGAACAAGAGAAGUUCAUUGUCUAUUACAUACAUUAAUUGAAGAUAAACCAAUAACAUGGGAAUAAGUAUAACAUUUUGUUCCUAAUUAUUUGGGAUUGUACAUUGGAUAAGAUAAAUUUACAAAUAAAUUUAUUGGAUAAAUGAAUAAAUGGACAGCAGCAUAUGGAUUAGGUGGUUUUGUUAGUUUAAAGAAGAAUGGUUAUUAAUAACUAUUACCAUAUUAUGGUCUAGUGUAACCAAAUAAAUAAUUUUAAUGGAAUUCUAAUAAAGAUACUGUCAUAUAGACUCCAGAAUUUAUCAUAUAAGAAUUUACUAAUGAAAUAGAUUCAAUAACUGAAUAUGCAGUAGGUAUUUGGACUAGAUGGUUAACAGAUUUUCCUGACCAUUUAGUAGAGAGAAAAGAUUCUCAUUCUAUUUUUAGAUUAACUGCUAAGAAAGAACAUUAAGACAAAUCAUAAAUAUAGGAUAGAGUAUUGAGUGCAUUUUUAAUUAAGGGAUCAUAUGAUUUUAGUAGUUAUGAUAUAGCAACUAAUAACUUUGCUGCAAAUAGUUUGGCUGCAUAUGAUUAGAUAGAAGGAUAAUGGAAUUUUAUAUAUAUGGGAUAUAAAGAUGGUUAAACAGUUGGUAUAAUAAUAGUAAGAGAUACAGCUAAAGCAUUGAAAGUAGAAUUUGCAACAAAACAUAUACCUUUAGUAGGAUAUGCUAAAUUUUUGAUUGGUGUUUCUGAAUUUGGACAUGGUUAAUUUCAUGGGUGGUUAUAUGAUCCUCGUCUAUAUUUAGGAUAAGGUAGUUUUAUUAAUGAAAGUUAGAAGGUUGUAGAUUUACUAUAAAAAAUUCAUCGUAAAUUACCCUUACCUGCAGUUGAUUUAGCUGAUUUUAAAUGGGCAAUUCCUUAGAUGGAUACAACUGAAAAUAUAAAAACUGGUUUUAUAGAUUAUAAAUUUGAAGAUAAAUAAGAAUCUGUUGAAUAUUCAUAUGGAAUGUGGAUAUAAUAGUCUCCUUUAUUACCUGGUAUGCCUACAGUUCCUCGAUUAAUUGCAAGAUUAUCAACAAAUCAUCCUUAAUUUAUGAAAGAUUUACAAUUAGGUGAUAGAACACUUUUAGUUAGUAUGUUAAAUGAUAAAUUGAGUUAUAAUACUUAUAAAUUACUCGACACUCCAUAAUUUGAAUAGAAAGUGGAAGAGAUCCAAGUUGAAUAAUUAUAAUGGACUUAUGUAUUUUUCUAAUACAAGAAAGGAAAUGCAUUGGCUUAUGCAUUAUAAGUGAAAUAAGCAUAAUAAAAGAAGAUCGAAGCUCUUCAUGUUAUACCAAAUGUUUUUUAUUUCUAUAUUAUAAAAGACUAAAAUUUUGCAGAAUUCUAUGUAUAAUUUCUAUUUAAUUAAUUUAGGGGAAAGUAAGUGAUGUGAAAGUUUACUUUGGCUCUAGCAGUUACUUUGAAGAUCCAUAAGUUACAAUAGAGAAAUGGCCAUUUGAUAAGAAAUAUUUAUAGCCAAUAUCUGAAUAACCUAUUAAUAAUCAACAAAUAACUUCAGCAAAAAUAUCUAGAAAUAUGGAUAUCAAAAAUGAAAAAUACAUUGGAGAUUAUUGA